GACUUUCUGACAGCUAAAAAUUGACAGCUCCAUUAACCUAUAAUCAUUCGAAUCAUUCUUUAUUUUAUCAAAAUGUAGUGAAGAGUGAUUAAUUAAAGCGUUUUAAAUAAUAGAAAACAAUCAGGUCAUAUAAAUACAUCAUGUACGCUACAAAACAGCCAUCACUAAGAAUUUCCCAUUCCGAUUUGAAAUGUAAGAAUAAUUGUGGUUACUAUGGAAACGCCGAUUGGGAAGGUUAUUGUUCGAAAUGUUAUCGAAAUGCAAUGGAAAAAGAACGCCAGAAAAAACAAGAUCAAGGAAGAUCCCCAAUUGCGGGAUUCUCAAAGUUCGAAGAAAAAAAGCAACAACAACGCGAUAAAAAAACCAAGUAUCUUAAACAAUUAACUCCCGUUUUUAGAAGAUCAUCAUCAUCAAAAGAUUAUGGUAGACCUGAAUCUCGUCACCACCACCACGAAUCGAGACAUGUAAAUCCUGAUACGGAAAAACUCGAGUUAGAAUUUAUAAGCGCCUACGGUCACUUGGGUCAAGAUGUGCGCGACGACUUCUUCCGAUGCGUUCGCAAUUGCAAUACGAAAAUUCGCGAUCAAUUGAACGUCCGUGAUAUUGAAGAAAUAGCGGAGAUCUCGCAAAAAUAUUACAACCUAUUCUCAGAACGAAUUAACCACCACGUUAAAUAUGAAAAAGUCGAACAAGAUGUCCGUGAUAAAUUGGUCGAUUUCUUUGAAAAAUUUACAAUGACCGCUUUAAAUCGUGAUCUUUUUUGUCCAGUAACCACAAACGAUGAAGAAAAGGAUUUGAUGAUACAGGGACGAAUUCGACAAUUAAGUUGGGUUAAUGCUCAUCAUUUGGAUUGUUGUAUUAGCGAAACUAGCGUCGAGGUUCGCGAUUUGGUUUAUACAGCUAUUACAGAUUUAUUAGGUAUGGACUCAUCUAAAGCACCUCAAGAUAAACUUGCAUGCGUUGUUAGUUGUUGUCGGAGCGUAGUAGAAGUAUUGCAACAUUGUCAAGGUGGCCCAGUAAGCGCCGAUGAAUUUUUACCCGCCUUAAUAUUCGUCGUUUUAAAAGCCAAUCCAACAAGGUUAAAAAGCAACAUUUUAUAUGUUACAAGAUUUUGCAACGGGGCGCGAUUAAUGCAAGGAGAAGGAGGCUAUUAUUUUACAAAUCUAUGUUGCGCCGUUUCUUUUAUUGAAAACUUAACGGCCGAAUCUUUAAAUAUGCCAGAGGAAGAAUUUCAAGGGUAUAUGUCGGGGGCGAUUACUUCCGUUAGCGCUUGGGAAUCAGCGUUAGUAGCCUGCGAAGGGAUGCAUCAAAUUUGCGAACAAUUAUCUUUAUUAAAAGGUUUGGCAGAACGUAUGGAUACGGUUCAAGAAAAAACCCAAGAAUUGAAAGGAUCUAUUGGCAGUUUUAAAAACGAUAUCACAUCACAAAUAGAAAAGAUUUACAAAGAAACCCCAUUAAUAAUAAAACCACGUAAAGUACCGAUAUCUUUAGAUAAACAAGAUUCAUUAAAUGAAAAUUUGCCGUCACCCAUAACACCAGUUGUUGUUAAUCAAAAAGAUUUAGAAAACAUACCAACAAUUCCAAUAAAAAUCGAUAAAGUCGAAGAAUCAGAUCCAGAACCUUUCGCUGAAUAUGAAAAAUUCGUUGAAUUAAACAACUUUUACACAAAAAAUUUAUCGAAUCAAAUCUUAAAUUUAACAGACGAUCGAAAAAAAUUACAAUUAGAUAUAAAACCUUACGUUUCUUCAAGCGAAAUCCCAUCACAUUCCGGAUUAUACGACUCAUGUGAUGGAUUGACUCCAGAUGAAGGAGGUGGAUCAUUAGGGUUAUCUAAUAUUAAUUACGACAUCGAUUUUUCUGAUUUAAGCAACGAAAAUAGUGUUGCCGAUGAAUUAACGCCCGAAAAACGAAAACCUUCACCAUUAAGUUUUUCAACACCAGAUCCUUUCAGUCCGGUUAAUUCGAAAAAAAUCGAAAUUGAUCAGUCACCUUUAAGACCGGAAGUUGUCGAUCGAAAAGAUGAUUUUGUUUUACCGUUUGAUGAAGAUGCAAAACAUGUUUUAGAUAAAAAAGAAACAUCACCAAAAAAGCAAUGUUUACCAUCUCCAAUUAAACCGCAGUCAUUGAGGUAUUCGGGCUUUUCAAAACAAGGAUUCCAAAUACCGAGUAUUCCAUGUAACACGGGAGAUUAUGGUUUGAAUCAAAAUGAUAAUAAAAAUGAUAAGGAGGAUUAAAGAAAUUUAAAUUACAUCACAUGUUUGAAAUUUCAUUUGCUUUCUUUUAAGGAGUUAUUUAUUUAUGUACAUGUUUUUAAUCAACUUAAUAGAAUUGAUUAUAGAUGAUUAUGUAGAUGGUGCAAUUUUUAUGUAUUAUGAUUAUAUUAUUUAUGAGCUUAAAAGAAAUAAAAACCUUAAUUAAAAAACACAA
Messenger RNA from Onthophagus taurus, 2427 nucleotides. It is a transcript of the gene Rabex-5, whose product is annotated as Rabaptin-5-associated exchange factor for Rab5. Gene Ontology annotation, biological process: vesicle-mediated transport. The record is from RefSeq and is a predicted model, not a curated record. Gene Ontology annotation, cellular component: cytosol; endocytic vesicle. Gene Ontology annotation, molecular function: DNA binding; small GTPase binding; guanyl-nucleotide exchange factor activity. NCBI's taxonomy places the organism in Eukaryota, Metazoa, Arthropoda, Insecta, Coleoptera, Scarabaeidae.